Molecule: messenger RNA, 2148 nt
Organism: Orycteropus afer afer
Lineage: Eukaryota; Metazoa; Chordata; Mammalia; Tubulidentata; Orycteropodidae
Source: RefSeq, a predicted model, not a curated record
CUCCUCCCGGGCCUUUGCUCUCCGCCCCGUGGGGAGUGGAGGGGCCUGGGUGGGAAGGGGCGUGUGCCAGCGCACGCGCGCUCCCAGGAAGGAGAGGUCUAAGAGCAAGGACGAGCGGCCCCAGUUUUUCGGGAGGAAAUAUCUGGGUGUUUGCGAGAGGCUGGAGCCGAACAGUGCCGAGUCCAGGGAGAGGGCACUAUGGCCGCUCUCCUCCUGCUGCCCCUUCUUCUGUUGCUGCCGCUGCUCCUGCUGAAGCUGCACCUCUGGCCACAGUUGCGCUGGUUCGCGGCAGAUUUGGCCUUCACCGUGCGCGCCUUACGGUGCAAACGGGCUCUUCGAGUUCGCGCCCUGGCUGCGGCUGCCGCCGACCCGAAAGGUCCCGAGGGGGGCUGCAGCCUGGCUUGGCGCCUCGCUCAGCUGGCCCGGGAGCGCCCCGCGCACACCUUUCUCAUUCACGGCGUAAGGCGCUUUAGCUACGCGGAGGCGGAGCGCAAUAGUAACCGAGCUGCGCGUGCCUUCUUGCGCGCGCGGGCCUGGGACGGGGGACCUGAAAGAAGUGGCGGCGGUGCACAGAGCGCCAGGGAAGGCGAGCGGGCGGCGCUGGGAGCACGAGAUGAGGCCGGAAGCGGAGCGGCAUUUGCCGGGUGUGAAUGGGCUGGGACAUCCAAAGUUGGAGUAGCUGCGGCCCGUCUGGAGCCCGGGGCGACAGUGGCGCUGCUUCUCCCCGCUAGCCCAGAGUUCCUGUGGCUGUGGUUCGGUCUGGCCAAGGCUGGCUUCCGAACCGCCUUUGUGCCCACCGCCCUGCGCCGGGGCCCCCUACUGCACUGCCUCCGCAGCUGCGGCGCGCGCGCGCUGGUGCUGGCGCCAGAAUUCCUGGGGUCCCUGGAGCCUGACCUGCCCGCCCUUAGAGCCAUGGGGCUCUGCCUAUGGGCUGCAGGCCCUGGAACACUGCCCGCGGGAAUCAGCGAUUUGCAGGCUGCGGCCUCUGCUGAAAUGGAUGAGCCCGUGCCUGGGUACUUAUCGGCUCCCCGGAACGUAACGGACACGUGCCUGUACAUUUUCACGUCUGGCACCACAGGCCUCCCCAAGGCUGCUCGGGUCAGUCAUCUGAAGAUCCUACAAUGCCAGGGCUUCUACCAGCUGUGUGGCAUUCGCCAGGACGACGUUAUCUACCUGGCGCUGCCUCUCUACCACAUGUCUGGCUCCCUGUUGGGCAUUGUGGGCUGCCUAGGCAUCGGGGCCACAGUGGUGCUGAAGUCCAAGUUCUCAGCUGGUCAGUUCUGGGAGGACUGCCAGCAGCACAGAGUGACGGUGUUCCAGUACAUCGGGGAGUUGUGCCGAUACCUUGUCAACCAGCCCCCGAGUGAGGCUGAGCACGGCCAUAAGGUCCGGCUGGCAGUGGGCAGUGGGCUGCGCCCAGACACCUGGGAGCGUUUUGUGCGGCGCUUUGGGCCCCUGCAGGUGCUGGAGACAUAUGGAAUGACAGAGGGGAACGUGGCCACUUUCAACUACACGGGACAGCAGGGUGCGGUAGGACGAGCCUCUUGGCUUUACAAGCGCCUCUUCCCCUUCUCUUUGAUUCGCUAUGAUGUCACCACAGGGGAGCCAGUUCGGGAUGCCCGGGGGCACUGUGUGGCCACAUCUCCUGGUGAGCCAGGGCUGCUGGUGGCCCCGGUGAGCCAGCAUUCUCCAUUCCUGGGCUAUGCUGGGGGCCCAGAGCUAGCCCGGGGAAAGCUGCUAGAAGAUGUCUUCCAGCCUGGGGAUGUUUUCUUCAACACUGGGGACCUUCUGGUCUGUGAUGACCAAGGCUUUCUUCGCUUCCAUGACCGUACUGGAGACACCUUCAGAUGGAAAGGGGAAAAUGUGGCCACAACUGAGGUGGCUGAGGUCUUGGAGGCCCUGGAUUCCCUUCAGGAGGUGAACGUCUAUGGAGUCACUGUGCCAGGGCAUGAAGGAAGGGCUGGAAUGGCAGCCCUGGUGCUGCGUCCCCCCAGCUCUUUGGACCUUGGGCAGCUCUAUGCUCACGUUUCUGAGAACUUGCCCCCUUAUGCCCGGCCUCGAUUCCUAAGACUCCAGGCUGUGGGUGCCUAUCUGCCUCUCACACCUGCCCGGUACAGUGCCCUGCUGGCUGGGGACCUACGCAUCUGA